Diaporthe batatas is the source of this 1975-nucleotide messenger RNA. RefSeq lists its product as uncharacterized. Gene Ontology annotation, molecular function: monooxygenase activity; oxidoreductase activity, acting on paired donors, with incorporation or reduction of molecular oxygen; heme binding. The record is from RefSeq and is a predicted model, not a curated record. The transcript is spliced from 8 exons. Bases 107 to 1729 code for a protein of 540 amino acids. NCBI's taxonomy places the organism in Eukaryota, Fungi, Ascomycota, Sordariomycetes, Diaporthales, Diaporthaceae.
AUUUCGCAGCACUCUGCCUCGUCAUUCUUGAUCCACCCUGUCAAAGCUACUUGCCGCCGCUGUGACCCUCCACCGCAUUUGCAAGAGCACAUUAUUCCGACUCUGCAUGUGGUGCGGCCAACUCGGCCCUCUCCACUUAGAACCGUCGCACAUCCUCAGGAGUGCUGAAUCUGGCAGGGCGGUUGUCAUGGCAUCAACUCACCCCGUCAAUCUUUUCGCAGAGCUUAACAUCACACGACUCCAAGUCGUGGGAUUCAUCGUCAUAAUUGUGGCUUUAUAUGCAGUCGUUCGCUGUGUUUACCUACUACAUUUCCAUCCCUUGGCAAAGUAUCCCGGCCCACGAAUCGCGGCUGUAUCCAAUGUCUGGUGGGCAUAUCAUUGGCUGAGUGGCCUUUAUCCAUGGGCGAUUGCGAAAGUGUUGGAUGAAUAUGGUGAUGUUGUCCGCAUUGGUCCAAACGAGGUCGUCUUCAUCACUCCGAAGGCAUCGGAUGAUAUCUAUGACUCCCACACAAAACACCUAGAACAUUUCACCAGGACAGACUGGUUAGAUCUCGGUGAAGGUGAAGAUGGUAUUAUCUGGGAAAGAGACCCGGCCAGACACCGUCAGGUCCGAAAAGGCCUGUCACCAGCAUUCAGCGUGAAAUCGCUCCAAGCCAAAGAACCCACACUGCACAAGCACAUUGACUACUUCUUGGAAAGAAUCAGAGAACUUGGAGACGACGAAAGUGGCGUAGAUCUUCGAGAGUGGACAGAUUGGCUCGCACUUGACAUAUCUGCAGACAUGGCAUAUAGCCGGGAGAUGAGGCAGAUGGAAACAAUGAAAAGUGCGCCGCUCCUCGACGCAAUGUGGGCGGUCAACUUCUUCGUCUCUGUCAACGCAGUGACAAAGAAGUUCCGCCUACUAGCACCUUUGAAAUUCCUCUUCAUUCCGCCGUCUCUGCUGGCCACAUUGCCGCACACACUGGCACUGAACAGUAAAGAGGUGGUGACUCGGAUCAAUCGCCGCGGGAAUACUACCCAUCUUGAUUACUUUGAACAUAUCUGCCCGCCAGAUGCUCCAGAGCCAGACAAAAAACGGCUCAAGCACAUGGAAAUCUUGGCUGGUCAACUCCUAACUGCUGGGUACGAACCGAUCUCAAGUCAAUUUCUGUGCACACUCAUGUUCUUAAUCCAAGAUCCCACAAGCUACCGGCUCCUGGUCGAAGAGAUCAGGGGCAAGUUUGGAAGCACUCACGAUAUCGACACAGAAUCAGUGGCACAUCUGAGGUUCCUCAAUGCAUGUCUAAUGGAGACCCUGAGGAUUACAGUAAUCGGCGCCAAUGGGUUGCCUCGCAUAUCGCCUGGGGCUGUCGUUGACGGCCACUACAUCGAGAAGGGGAUAACGGUCCAGUAUGGUCACUUUGCCUUCACGCGGAGCCCUCGAUACUUCCAUGAACCGGAAUCGUUCAAGCCACAGCGCUGGCUUCCGUGUGACCACGAGCAGUGGGACAAUGUGUUCGCUAAUGAUGCCAGGGAUGCGUUUUGGCCGUUCAGCCGCGGGCCUCGGAGCUGUCCCGGAAUGGGCUCGGCUUGGCGACAGACUCGUCUCUUCAUUGCCAAAGUCCUCUGGAACUUCGACGUGGAGCUGGUUCCAGGGCAAGAAGUUGUAUUCGGUCGUGAUUUUCGGUCGUAUGCGAUGUGGGAGAAGCCCACUAUUCGCGCACGUUUCCUCCCAGUUGUCCGGAAGUGAUUGACUACCUGAGUAUUUGUUCUCAUUCCAAGACUGAAAGUUUGAAUCAGAUAUGAAAUGAAAGCCAGGUUUGGUUGAGUUUGUCUCGAGAUUGUGGUACCGUUGCUGGGGACAGUUUCCAAUGGCAUCUCGCCCAUAGCCAACAAAAUCUCUACCCUGCGCCCUUUAGCCUCAGCCGCCGGGCAAAAAGUAGAUCUUCUUAAGAUAAACUUUGCUAGGAAAAUGUUCCAGCCUCUUCUCUAAUGA